This is a messenger RNA of Coccidioides immitis RS, 856 nucleotides long. RefSeq lists its product as uncharacterized. The record is from RefSeq and is a predicted model, not a curated record. NCBI's taxonomy places the organism in Eukaryota, Fungi, Ascomycota, Eurotiomycetes, Onygenales, Onygenaceae. The transcript has 3 exons. The coding region runs from base 317 to 856 and encodes 179 amino acids.
GGCCGCGCGGCAGCAACGCGCUGGACCUCAGGGCCAAAUUCACACAUAAUGUGCUCGAGCCUAUGAAGGAUUAGGACAAAGACUGUACAUCUUGGAGUGAAAUUGCAAUGCUUUUCAGUAGUCUCUGGCGCGUUUCCCUGGAGGGUUGUUUGGAGGUUGACAUCUAGCCGCUGUCUGAGGGGUUCAUGGUGUCGCUCAAGAUGCUUGUCCAGUGUAGCUCAGUCAAUCAUUGGAUACCCGCGUUCAGCCUACAUGCGAUGAGCAUCUUCUAACCGGUGCAUUUCGCACAGGAGGAUCUGCUGACGUGCCGGCAUCCAUGGCCCCCUUGUGCCAUUCUGAGAUAGGAGAGCUUCGCGAAUGCGUUGCCCGCACAGAGGACAGGGCAAAGCUUCAACAGGAGCUUCAAAAGAAGCAGGCUGCUAGGGAUGCUGAAGAAAGGUGGAUUGAAUGGGAGGAUGCCCAUAAAAAGGCCCGCGAGCAACAAGAGGCCGAAAAAAUCAAACAUGCUAGAGAAAGAGAGGCACAACAUGUUGCUCAUGAGGAAAAGAAGGCUUUACAACUAGCAGAGAAGGAAAAACAGGCGGUUGAACAUGCUACUAAACACCAGCAGUCAGGGCUUCAAGCACCGGCUUCAAAGCACCGUCGGAAGGACUCCCCUACUAAAGAUCCUUAUUGUGGAGAGCCUAUACAACCUUCUAAAAGGGGAAGUAAGAGCUCUACAAGCCUCCCUAGCAAGGCAUUAGGCUCCCUAGCCGAGAAAUCUACUGUUGACAUUCCUUUGAAUUCUUUCCUGUCUACCCCCCGGAUCUCUCGCUCUGGCCGCAAUAUUAGGCCGUCCACCCAUUUAUUUUCCUAA